This is a messenger RNA of Mangifera indica (mango), 2286 nucleotides long. RefSeq names its product protein indeterminate-domain 7-like. Gene Ontology annotation, cellular component: nucleus. The transcript has 5 exons. The coding region runs from base 300 to 1979 and encodes 559 amino acids. Gene Ontology annotation, molecular function: DNA-binding transcription factor activity. NCBI's taxonomy places the organism in Eukaryota, Viridiplantae, Streptophyta, Magnoliopsida, Sapindales, Anacardiaceae. The record is from RefSeq and is a predicted model, not a curated record.
UGCGUUUGUGGUUUUGGAACUUACUUCUGGAUUACACACAGAGAUACCUUAUCAUCCCAGUCUUUCUCUCUCUCUCUCUCUCUCUCUCUGAAGAAUUUUUAUGAGAGACUGAGUAAUCUUUUUCUUUUCAUCUUCUUCUUUGUUUAUAUUUGUACGGCUUUUGUUUGAUUUUCCUUGGCUUGUAUGAAGAUCAUCUUGCUCAGUUGAAAGCUAGCUAGAUCUCAGCAACAUGUUCGUUUCCAAGAUCUACAAAUAAAAUUUAUCAUGAGUUUCAGAAUUUGUCGAGCUUAGAGUAGAAGAUGAUGAAAGGUUUUAUAUUCCACCAGCAACAACAGCAAGCUAUAGAAGAAAACAUGUCCAAUUUGACUUCUGCAUCUGGUGACCAAGCUAGUGUUUCUUCAGGAAAUCCUCAACAAUACUUUGCUUCACAACCACCAUCUCAAGUUCAACCAUCAGCUAAAAAGAAAAGAAACUUACCAGGCAACCCAGACCCAGAGGCAGAAGUGGUAGCUUUGUCACCCAAAACACUGAUGGCAACAAACAGAUUUGUGUGUGAGAUCUGCAACAAGGGAUUUCAAAGGGACCAGAAUCUUCAACUUCAUAGAAGAGGGCAUAAUUUACCAUGGAAAUUGAAGCAAAGAACAAACAAAGAAGUGAAGAAGAAGGUGUACGUAUGUCCAGAAGCAAGCUGUGUCCACCAUGAUCCUUCAAGAGCUCUUGGAGACUUAACAGGAAUAAAGAAACAUUUUUGCAGAAAACAUGGAGAGAAGAAGUGGAAAUGUGAAAAAUGUUCCAAGAAGUAUGCAGUUCAAUCAGAUUGGAAAGCUCACUCCAAGACUUGUGGCACUAGAGAGUACAGAUGUGACUGUGGAACCCUUUUCUCAAGGAGGGAUAGUUUCAUCACGCACAGAGCUUUCUGUGACGCUUUAGCUGAAGAAAGUGCAAGAGCAAUUACAGGGACAAAUAAUUCUGCACUUCUCUCUUCUCAACAUCAACCUGGCUCUAGUACUUCACAUCAUGUCAACCAAUUCGACCCACAAAACCUCCAUUCUUUUUCGCUUAAAAAAGAGCAACAAAGUUUUAGCCUAAGACAAGAAAUAAUACCACCAUGGCUUGCUGCCAAUGAUCAGCCAAUUUCUGGCCCACCAAUUACACAAGGGUUAGGUCUCUCUUCAGCAGCCUCAUCAAUCUUUAAUGCCCAUCAUCAACAACAAGAGUUUAUUCAUUCAAACCCUAAUCCUAGUCUUGGCCCCACACUUCAUCCAUACCAUCAAACAGUUGCAGCUCCAGCACCUCACAUGUCAGCAACUGCAUUGCUGCAAAAAGCUGCACAAAUGGGUGCAGCAAUAAGCAAUAACAAGGCUAGUACUUCUGCACCUUCAUCACAAUCUCAUGGCAGAUUAAUGAUCAGACCCCACCUCCAUCACCAACAACAACAACAAGAAGCUCACGUGUGUGCGGAUUCUGCAAAUAACAUUACAACAACAGCUGGUCUUGGUCACAAUUUGUCUUCACGUGAAGGUCUUGAAAGUAGUGGUGGCACCUCUUUUGUCCAUGGCUUAACACCCUUCGGGAAUAAAGUUGCAACUGCUCCUCCCACUGCACGAGGCUCAGGGAUUCUUAUUCAAGAAAUGAUGAAUUCCUUGUCUUCGGCCGCUUCAUUCGAUGAUGUAUUUAAAGCUGCCGGGCAUUUCAAUGAAACAAGUCAUAGUAGAAAUGAUGGCCACCAUCAUCAAACCAGAGAUUUCUUGGGGCUUCGACCGCUCCCUCAAUCUGAUAUUCUCAACAUUGCCGGUCUUGGAAAUUGCAUCAACACUUCCUCUUUUUCCUCUCAUGAGCAACAACAACAACAACACACUCAUCACUCUCAGAAACCAUGGCAAGAGCUUUGUCUUGUUGGUAAUGGAGAUGAAGAUAAAAAAGGGAAAGAGUGGUGGGCUACAAUGGCAAAAGAGAUCACAUGCUCCAAACCCACAUAAGUUAAUUUUUCUGAUGCAUUAUUUUUGAUGCAAUAUCGAUUGCUUUAUUUGUUUUUGUUGGGUGCUUUUUGUCUGGUGAUGGCAUCUAUGUAUAUCUAUCUCUCUCUCUCUAUAAGAGCUGGCCAUUAAAGGGCAAUUAAAGCUGAAUGUGUUUGGCUCGAAGGUCUCUCUGAAUAUGCUGUUUAAUUUGGAUUUACGUAUUUUGAUGGUGGGUGGAAGUGGCGCAUGGCUAAAAUCAAGUUGACUUGUCGCUGUAAAAGAUGCUCCUGCCUUUGUGUUAAUAAUAGUACUGUACCUUUUUCUUUGA